AGAAACUUUCAGGGAAAGCCUUCACCUCCACAAAUUUUCUUUUUUCUGUCCCCAAGAAACUUCAACUUCAAUUUUCUCUUACCAAAUUUCAGUUAGUUAAAAUCCAUUUUUCUCUUUGUUACUCUUUUUCCACAAAACACACCCUUCUCAAUUUCUAAGGCUCCUCCUCCUAGAUAUGUAUUUUGCCAUAUCCUUAAUAUCUCGGAUUUCUUUUGGUUGGAGUUGGAGGUGCUUUUUCCUUGGUUUGUAGUUGUUUUUUAUUUGAUACUUGUUUCUAAAUUAGUGAACUGUAUGUGAUUUUCAGUGAUUUUUUUCUAAAAAAAAAAAGAUAUUUUUUUUGAACCAUUUCCAAGUGAUUAUUAAUUUUGAGGGUAGGUCUUUGUGUGAGGAUCAAUUGGUGUAGUUCUCCAUUUCUUGAUGGCAAUUUUGUUUUAUGGGUUUUUUGAGUUUAGAGGUUAUGCUUGGUGGAUUCUGUAUUUGAUCACCAACCCUCUUACUACCAUAGAGGUUCUGUCUAAGAGUUCUCUCAAAUUAUGCAGCCAUAACUCUUAUUCCUUUGAGGACUAAGAAGUGUAAUCUUGAAUUUUCCGAGCUCCUUUUACUUUUCUUGUGUAAAGGUUAAGCUCUUGCUACCACUAGUUCUUUGUUGAACCCACCAAUUCUUUCUUUCUUUAUGUGCACAAUGAAUUCUGGAUUGGGGUCAAUGUAGUCCUGUUCAGUUGUGGAGGGUGCAUUCUGGUCUAGAUUUCUUCUUGCUUGUUCAUCUUUUUGCGGGUAUGGAGGAACAUAAAUCUGUUAUCACUACCUGUGAAGAAGAUCAACACAUGGUUGCUGCGGCUCAGCACAUUUUAAAGGCACUAGCAGCAAGUAAGAACGUUUCUGAUGACUUGAGAAAAACUGUCUUGGAUCUUGAGAUCCAGUUAUCUGCAAUGUCCAUAGUUAAUGAAAGAAAUGGGAGGGGUAUCAAGCAAUUAGAGAGGGAGCUUAAAAUUGCUGAAGACAAAGUAAUGAGUUGGGAGACAAAUCAUACCAUGACAUGGGACUCUAGUCCCAGUGAGUUUUCUGAGUAUUUAAAAGUUGUUGGUGAAAUCCAAACACUGAUUCAAAGUUUGCAAAACUUUUCCGUGAAUGAAAGUUGGAAGCAGAAGGAACUUCUUCAGCUAGCUACUGGAAUUCUGCAGAUUGCUAUGUCAAGGCUUGAGGAAGAGUUAAUUCACAUUCUUGUUCAGCAUAAACAAUACUUUGAGCCAGAAUACAUGUCUUGCCAUUCUAAUAGAGAGAAUAUGGUGUAUGAUGAAUCAUUUGGUUCAGUUGAGGAUAAACAAAUGGAUGAGGCAUCUCAGAGUAGUGGUGGUAACCAAUCUGAGACUAGCACUGUUGAUUUGGUGCAUCCAGCAAUACUUGAAGAUCUCAAGAGCAUUGCAAAUGUCAUGUUUUCUUCAAAAUACCAUCAGGAAUUCUAUCAGGUCUUCAUUACUUCUAGGAGAGAUGCCUUGGCUGAUUACUUUGUCAUUCUUAAAAUGGAAAACUUGAGCAUUGAGAAUGUGCUGAAAAUGGAGUGGCAUUGCUUGAGCCAUGAGAUAAAGAAAUGGAUUCAUGCUAUCAAGAUCAUUGUUCAUGUUUAUCUUGUCAGUGAGAAACGAUUAUGUAAGCAGAUUCUGGGAGACUUUGGACCUGUUUAUCAGUUUUGCUUUUCUGAAAUAUCUCAGAGUUUUGUGUUGCACCUUUUGAAUUUUGGUGAGGCCAUAGCAAUGGGCACAUAUACACCAGAAAAACUGUUUUGUUUACUUGACAUGUAUGAGGUUUUGGAGCAUCUUGCUGUGGAUGUAGAUUUUUUGUUCUUUGAAGAAGUUGGUUCCUUUGUUAGGGGAGAGUUUCACAAGCUUCUAAGGAAGUUUGGUGAUACUAUAAAGUCCACAUUUCAGACAUUCAGAAAUGCUAUUGCAACUAAUCCAUCAAAACCCCGUUUACCUGGAGGGGGUGUUCACCAUCUUACCAAGUAUGUCAUGAAUUAUAUCAAAGCACUUGCUGAAUAUGGUGACACCCUUAAUCUUAUUUUUGUAGAUCAAAGUUCAAUUGAUCAAGUACUCAAUAAUCAUGAUAACUCAGCUCUCUCAUUUUGUCCAAUGGCUUGCCACUUUUUGUCAAUCACUACCACACUAGAAUCCAACUUGAGCAACAAAUCCAAAUUAUACAAAGAUGUGGCUUUGCAACAUAUUUUCAUGAUGAACAACAUUCAUUACAUGGUGCAAAAGGUUAAGUGCUCUAACCUAAGCCAUUUCUUGGGAGAUUACUGGCUUCGCCAGCAUGUUGGGAAGUUUCAGCAUGAUGCUAGAAGUUAUGAGAGGCUCACUUGGGGUUCAGUCAUUUCUAUGCUUAAGGAGGGUAGUGGCUCAAAUUGUAUUUCAGAGAGAACACUAAAGAAAAGGUGCAAAGAUUUCAACACUGCCUUUGGUGAAGUAUAUAGGAAACAAACAGGAUGGUUGAUACCAGACCCUGAACUUCGUGAAGAUCUACAAAUUUCAGUUUCUCAGAAGGUAGUUCCUGCUUACCGCACAUACACUGGGAGAUACUCAUCUGACAUUGCUGAAAAGUGGAUCUGCACUGUAGAUGAUCUACAAAGUUACAUUUUGGACCUUUUUCAAGGUUCACCAAAAUCUUUGCACUUUCCUCAUCAUUAAAACUGAGGAGUUUGAGUUUCACUUUUAUGAUUUUUACUGAAAUUUGUAUAUAUUGUUUGUCAUUAGCAAAUUACUCCACAGUCUUAGUUUAGCAGUAGGAGGCCAUUAUACUAGUUCUCCAGUAGCAGCAAAUAAAUGUGUAUGGCCUUUACCUGUUGGUCAAUGUUGGAUGAAA
Messenger RNA from Gastrolobium bilobum, 2856 nucleotides. RefSeq names its product exocyst complex component EXO70E2-like. Lineage: Eukaryota; Viridiplantae; Streptophyta; Magnoliopsida; Fabales; Fabaceae. Gene Ontology annotation, cellular component: exocyst. Bases 777 to 2681 code for a protein of 634 amino acids. Gene Ontology annotation, biological process: exocytosis. The transcript has a single exon. Gene Ontology annotation, molecular function: phosphatidylinositol-4,5-bisphosphate binding. The record is from RefSeq and is a predicted model, not a curated record.